AUGCAGCUUCAAGUCUUCCUCGUGGCCCUGGCAUCAAUUGCCUCUGCUCUUCCUGUCUUGGACUCCAACCCGAAUGCCAUCGUUGCACGUGAAGCCUCUCCAGAACCACGUCUUGUUUACAACGGACGCGAUCCCUUGAACCUGUAUCAAUGGCAGAACGCACGAAACUACAGACCCUGGGGCCAGCAACGCGGUCCAAUCUUCAGGCAGCUUGAUCAAUCUGGCAGAAACACCAACGUCUACUACGACCCAUACAACACCCGGGGUGGAGGUGUCCGUGUUGGCCGUAAGCCUAAUGGCGACGCAUACAUAAUCAAUGGCGGUACAGAAUGCGUCGAGUUCGAUCAAGAUGGGAAUUGUGAAGCAGCCGUCGCAAAGUAG
Messenger RNA from Fulvia fulva, 381 nucleotides. RefSeq lists its product as uncharacterized. The record is from RefSeq and is a predicted model, not a curated record. The coding region runs from base 1 to 381 and encodes 126 amino acids. Lineage: Eukaryota; Fungi; Ascomycota; Dothideomycetes; Mycosphaerellales; Mycosphaerellaceae. The transcript is spliced from 2 exons.